Messenger RNA from Cordyceps fumosorosea ARSEF 2679, 1254 nucleotides. RefSeq names its product malonyl-CoA-acyl carrier protein transacylase. The transcript is spliced from 2 exons. Gene Ontology annotation, cellular component: mitochondrion. The record is from RefSeq and is a predicted model, not a curated record. NCBI's taxonomy places the organism in Eukaryota, Fungi, Ascomycota, Sordariomycetes, Hypocreales, Cordycipitaceae. Gene Ontology annotation, biological process: fatty acid biosynthetic process. Gene Ontology annotation, molecular function: [acyl-carrier-protein] S-malonyltransferase activity. Bases 1 to 1254 code for a protein of 417 amino acids.
AUGCACCACCACCGGCUCGCUGCCUCGGCGCUCCGUCGGGAGCUGUCGCGGGCGUCGCCGGCCAGAGCCCCGCGACGGCAAUGGAGCUCCGGGCCAAUGUCCCGGGCGAGGACGGCCAUUUUCUUUCCAGGCCAAGGCGUCCAAAAAGUCGGCAUGCUCACCCCCUGGAUCGAGGCCUUCCCAGCCACCACCACCCAGCUCAUGCAGGAGAUGGACCACUACGCCGGCUACAAGCUCUCCGACAUUAUACAGAACGGGCCCUCCAAGGUGCUGACCCAGACGACCAACGCGCAGCCCGCCAUCAUGGCCACGUCCAUCAUCAUCCUGCGCAUCCUCGAGUCCGAGUUUGACUUUCGUGUUGCCGACCACUUCGACGUCGCUCUCGGCCACUCGCUCGGCGAGUUCGCCGCGCUCGUCGCCGGCGGCUACCUCAGCUUCCCCGACAGCCUGUACCUGGUGCGCGAGCGCGCGGCCGCCAUGUCGCGCGCCACGCAGCAGGCCGUCGCCGAGUACGGCGGCGAGUACGGCAUGGUGGCCAUGAUCACGGAGCCCGGCCGGCUGCCGGGGCUCAUCGACGCCGUGCACGAGUUCGUCGGGCACUCGAGCGCGUACGGCGGGACCAACGGCGGCGGCGCCGUGGAGGCGCCGGAGGACGUGCCGCCGAUCGAGCAGGUGCUCAUCGCCAACAUCAACAGCAAGAACCAGAUCGUGCUCAGCGGCAGCAUCGAGCGCAUCCGCACGCUCAUCGCGCACCUGCGGCAGUUCCACGGGCACGACCCGCGUGCGGUGCGGCUCGCCAGCGACAGCCCCUUCCACAGCCCCAUCAUGCAGCCCGCGGUGCGCGUCAUGCGCCGGCUGCUGGCCGGCCGCAGCCGCGCGCCGGGUCGCGAGCGCGACGACAUCGUCACCUGGCCCGGCGCCGUCGAGUCGGUCAGCAACGUCACCGCGCGGCCGUUCCGCAGCAAGGCGGAGCUCAAGGAGCUGCUCGCCCGCGGCUGCCUCGAGACGGUGCGCUGGUGGGACAGCAUCCGCUACCUGGACCGCGAGGAGAAGAUCCGCCGCUGGGUCGGCAUCGGGCCGGGAAAGGUCGGGCGGAACCUGGUGGGCAAGGAGGUCGGCAUGCGCGGCAAGGACCUGGUCAAGGGCGGUGGCGUGUGGGCGAUCACGGACCCGAUGGAGGUCGAAGAGGUGAUUCGCGGGCUGGAGGAGACGGCGUACAUCAUUGAUGAUGAGGAGUGGGAAGACGAUGGUUAG